Molecule: messenger RNA, 26366 nt
Organism: Acanthopagrus latus (yellowfin seabream)
Lineage: Eukaryota; Metazoa; Chordata; Actinopteri; Spariformes; Sparidae
Gene: macf1a
Product: microtubule actin crosslinking factor 1a
Exons: 103
Coding region: 333-24347 (8004 amino acids)
Biological process (GO): skin development; regulation of focal adhesion assembly; intermediate filament bundle assembly
Cellular component (GO): microtubule; plasma membrane; keratin filament
Molecular function (GO): keratin filament binding; microtubule binding; cadherin binding
Source: RefSeq, a predicted model, not a curated record
CCCUCUUUCUUGUGACAGCUCCUACCAUCCAUCUUCUUAUUCACUGGGUUGUAUUUAAGAUGGUGCAAUGGAAAAUGGAAAGAAACCUGCUCUUCCUAACUUCACACUGCUCACAGGUGUCAGAUUAACAAUGGAGCCGUCAGUCACUUGCCAGCCAAUCUGAACAUUUUCUCUCGAGUGUUUUUGUUUUGUAUGGAUGGGACUUUGCUCUGAAUCAACUGGAAUAAAUGUUCAUAACUAAAUGAACAAUAAUUUUGAAUUUCUGAUGGAUUAAUCGCCUGUAUUUGUUGUGAUUUUAUUUUUACACACUGUUCUCUGUCACCAUCAAAAACAUGGGGAACUCCAUGGGUUGUGUCCGGCCUCCUCAGGAGGGGCAACUCAGAGGAGCCCCUCCGCUUUCACCAAAGAAGCGCCUCCGUUUCAGACGUAAGCACAAGGGCAAGAAGAACAGGAAAGGAGAGUCAGACCUGGAGGACUCCGAGCGACGAAGAAGCCAUGAGCCAGAUGAAAGAGAGGAGGAGGAGGAAGAUGAUGACGAAAAGGUUACCGUGAUAGAAACAGCAGACUCAGAUUUUAGCAGCAGAGCUCAGACUCUCAUAACAGUGCCUGACAGCAAGUUGAUUCAUUCCAAAACUAAUAUACACAGCAAUACCCUUUCCCCUGGCUCACUGAGUGCCAAUGUAGGGGGGCUUUUAGGCAGCAGACUACUUGAAGUGUCCCCCAAGCCCAGCCCAGCCUGGAGAGGGGUUUUUUGCCUUCCAGGGGAGGAAGACACUGUUAGUGCCAUCAUAGAUGUCUCCAGCAUCCCAAGCCAAACCACAACCACCACACCAGUCAACACGGCUCCAGCCCUGGGCAGCACCACUCCAGGUGGAGGGAGAGUGUGCCGUGUUAGGGAGAAAGUCCAAGGGGUCCUAGAGAAACCUUGGAUACUCCGACAAAAGAAGGAGAAAAGGGACAAGGGGAGGCUGGAGAGAGAGGAAAAGGUGGAUGAUGGGGUAAAAGGAGGUCCAGAAGGAACUUUACGAGUGGACAGGACACCUUCAGGGAGAGAGCGCAAAGGUGUGGUCCAUAUCCGUGAGGUGGAUGGUAAACUGUGCGUGGUGAGGACAGUGUACCCCAGUGAUUUUGGAUCUCCGGUGUGGAGGGGUGAAAGUGACAGUGAGGUAGAUGUGUACAGAGAGCCAAAUGCCCCUUCUCCAGUCACAGGGAAUAUUCUCAAAGUCCAACUGUUGGAAGUGGACAAAAGUAGAGCUGGCACGUCUGCAGUGGAUUUUCCUAUGUCCUCUAACCAAAUGCGGACUCAGGAGACUAUGCUUGUCAAGGGAUUUAACUUGGAUACUCCAGGUCGUGCUCUAGAGCAGUCUUCUCUGUUAGAGUCAGGAUACGCCAGUGACCUGCCACUGACUUCUCCAGAAACAGCGGGCACAACUCCCAGUCAGACAGACUGGGGAGGGCUGACCAGUAGCUCCUCAGAGAGACUGGACUCCAUGAUGGAGAGUCCCCUGUCAGUGCAGACACAGGCGACUGUAAAAUACCUGCCACAGAUUUCAGAGAUUUAUGUGAGCGGCGAGUCAGGCGACCUCACUGCCAAAGAGAAGCUGUUAAUAUGGAGCCAGCAGGCAACAGAAGGCUAUCCCGGCCUCCGCUGUGUCAACUUCACCUCAUCCUGGAGCGAUGGACGCAUGUUCAACGCUCUGCUGCACAGAUACAGGCCAGACCUGAUUGACAUGGAGACGUUGUCACGGCAGAGUAACCGGGAAAACCUCGAGCAGGCCUUCGAGAUCGCUGAGUCACUAGGGGUGACGAGGCUGCUGGACGCUGAGGACGUUGAUGUUCCAUCACCAGAUGAGAAGUCAGUCAUCACCUACGUCUCUUCCAUCUAUGAUGCCUUCCCCAAGAUCCCUGAGGGUGGAGAGGGCAUCGCUGCAAAUGAGGUGGACCAGCGCUGGUCAGAGUACCAGUCCAGGUUCUCCUCUCUGCUCCAGUGGAGCCGCCAGCAUACGGCCCUCAUGGCCAACAAGAACUUCCCACAAAAUCCUGUGGAACUCAAGGCACUUUACAAUGAGUACGUCCAUUUCAAAGAAACGGAGAUCCCUGCGAAGGAGAUCGAGAAAGGUCACAUCGAACACCUCUACAAACUGCUGGAGGUGUGGAUAGAGUUUGGUCGUAUUAAGCUGCCUCCGGGCCUCCACCCCAAUGACCUCGAGGAGGAGUGGGGCAAACUCAUCCUGGAGAUGCUGGAGAGAGAGAAGGCUCUACGGCCAGCUGUGGAGAGGCUAGAGCUGCUGCUUCAGAGGGCCAAUAAGAUCCAGAACAUGGCUCUGGACUGUGAGGAGAAACUCACCCUCGCUAAGAACACACUCCAGGCGGACAUGUCUCGAAUGGAGAGCGGCGAGGCGGUGCAGUGUGAGAGAGAACUGGCCUGCUACCUGCAGGACUGCGAGUCUCUCAUCAGACAGCUCAACCAGGAGCUCAAAGUCCUCCGAGAUGAGAAAUACUACCAGGUGGAGCAGCUGGCGUUCAGAGUGUCCUGCCUUCAAGAGGAGCUGGUCUCCCUCAGACUGCAGUGCUCCAGCGUCUACAGGAAAGGCCAUUUCUCUCAGGCGCUGGGCAGCAUCGGGGCAGAGCACACCAGCCAGAGAGCCUCAGACAGCGGCCUGACACUGGGGCAGACGCUGCUGGGAGCUGUGGGUGCUGUGGGAGCAGUUGGAGCUGCACUCCUGCGACGACCAAUGGCUCGCUCCCAGCUGGUGGCCAUGUCCUCAUCAGAGGACGAAGGAAGCCUGAGGUUCAUCUACGAGCUGCUUGGAUGGGUGGAGGAGACACAGGAGCUUCUGGAGCGUGCCGAAUGGGGCGCAGACCUUCCCACUGUAGAAAACAACCUCAAAGAGCACAACACCAUACACACUGCAGUCGAGGAGCUAAUGAGCAGCUUACAGGAGGCACGCAGCUAUGAGGCUAAAGUUUCUCCCAACUUCAAGAAUAAUUACUCUGAAACCCUGGCGAAGCUGGAGCACCAAUACUGCAAACUACUGGAACAUUCGUCAUGGCGCCUGCGGAGCUUGGAGAGCCUGCACGCAUUUGUGUCGCACUGCACUGAGGAGCUGAUCUGGCUCAAUGAGAGGGAGGAGGAGGAGAUUGCCUUCGACUGGAGCGACAACAACCCCAACAUGAAUGCCAAGAAAGAAUUAUACAGUGAAAUGAGGUUAGAGCUGGAUGAAAAACAAGAAGUGAUGCGGUCACUCCAGGAAACAGCCAACCGUCUGUGUCAGGAGAACCAUCCAGCCAAACAGACUGUGGAGGCUUACAGUGCAGCCCUGCAGACUCAGUGGCAGUGGGUGAACCAGCUCUGUGUGUGUGUCGAGCAGCACCUUAAAGACAACACGGCGUACUUCCAGUUCAUGAGUGACUCUCGGGACUGUGAGUCGUACCUGCGCCAGCUCCAAGAAACCAUCAAGAGACAGUACACCUGUGACAAGAACAGCAGACUGAGCAAACUGGAAGAUCUGCUGCAGGACUCAAUGGAGGAGAAGGAGCAGCUGAUUGAGUACCGGAGUACGGUAGCGAGCCUGGUGGGCCGGGCCAAGACGCUGGUGCAGCUCCACCCCCGCAGCGCAGAGAGCACCCUGGGAACCACAACACCCAUCAAAGCCAUCUGCGACUACAGACAGAUAGAGACAAACGUUCAGAUCACCAUAACCCGAGGCGAGGAGUGUGUGCUGGAGGACAACACUCAAAGGACCAAGUGGAAGGUGAUCAGUCCCACAGGGAACGAGGCCAUGGUCCCCUCAGUGUGUUUCACUGUCCCACCACCAAACCAGGAGGCCAUGGACACAGCCAGCAGGACAGAGCAGUUGUACCAGAAGGUCAUGUCUUUGUGGCACCAGCUGCAUAUAAACAUGAAGAGUGUGGUGUCCUGGCACUACCUGCUCAAAGACAUCAGGACUGUCUCCGGAUGGAACCUGGACAUGGUUCGUUGUCAGUCUCCGGCAGAGCGGGAGCAGGUCCUGGGCCACCUAGAGUCCCAGCUGGCCGACUUCCUGUCUGACAGCAAAGAGAGCGCUCUGUUCACCCCAGGCGAGAGAAGAGAGCUCGAGAAGGAGGUUCAGCAGGCGCAGCAGCACUGCCAGAACCUGCUGCUCAACAUGGAGACUGUGGAGAAGGAUGAGUCAGUCUCACGUUCUUAUCUGUCGGAGCUGCAGAACAUCACCCUUCGUCUCAAUGAGGCCGAGCAGAGACUGUUGAGGGGAAUUGAAACUCCGCCCCCCAGCCGGCUGUCAGGAGACAGUACUGACAUCACCGUCCAGAUUACUGAGCAAGAGAAACUGCAGUCGGAGCUGGACACCCUGCGGUCCAGUUUGGGUGACGUUUCUCGUCGGUGCGUAAGUUUCUUCGAGGAGAAGUCGACAUCUUCCAGCGUCCCUGUCCUCCGAUCUGAACUCAAUCAGGCUGUGGAAAAAACAGACAAACUGCACAACCUCUCGUCUGUCUACUUAGAAAAGUUAAAAACAGUAGAAAUCCUAAUGCGUGGCCUGGAUGAAGCAGAGAGCUUGGUCAGGAAAAACGAGAGCCGACUAAGUGAAGAAGAUAUCGUUCCUGCCGACACAACAGCCAUUCAAAACCUCAGAGAUCAGCUAGAGAAGUGGCAGAGUGAGCUUACCGAGCAGGAGGACAUCUUCCAGUCCCUGCAAUCACAGGUAGGUCGAGCCAAAGAGGCGGCUUCUCGGCUGAGCAGGCUCCACCCAGACCGCAGUCCUGAAAUGGAACGCUACCAGGAGAGAGCCAAUCAGAUGGCAGAGAGGUGGAGUGGAAUCAAGAGACAGAUGGAGAUACGACAAACUGAGCUAGAAGCUCUGGGCUCAGCCCUGCAGCAGUACAGAGACGGCCAUUCUGCUCUGAUUAAAUGGAUCGAAGAAACAACAGAGAGACAAGAAAACACACAACCUGGACAGACUGACAGCAAAGCACUGUCUGAACAGCUGGCCCAGCAGACGGCAUUAGUAGCUGAGAUUGAACAGAACCAGACCAAACUAGACGAGUGCCAGACUCACUCCAAACAAUACUGCACCUCAGUGAAGGAUUAUGAACUACAGCUAAUGACCUACAGAGCCUUUGUGGAAUCCACACACAAGUCACCUGUCAAGAGGAGGAGGAUGCACUCUUCCUCUGACGCCAUCACUCAGGAGUUUAUGGACUUGCGGACACGCUACACAGCACUGGUCACCUUGACAACCCAGCAUGUAAAGUACAUCAGUGAUGCACUAAGGAGACUAGAAGAAGAAGAGAAAGAAGUGGAGGAGGAGAAGCAGGCCAGAGUGGGACAGGUUUCAGAUCUGCUGGGCUGGGUCAAGGGUCUCCAGGGACGGACUGGUGGUCCCAACGCUGAGUCUUCACUCGCUGCUCAACAGGCCAUCAGUGAACAGCUGGCAGCCAAGAAGGAUGAAGUGGCUGAAGCUAUAAGGAGCACACAGGUCUUCUUGCUAUCAAAACAGGCCAGCAAAUUGUCCCUAGAGGAGCGUGCUAAUGUAGAGGCCCAGCUGGACGAGCUGACAGCCACCUACAACCAGCUGUGUGAUAGCUCCACCCAGCAGCUGCAGCAGCUGGAGCAGCAACUGGCCAAAGAGGAGGAAAGAAAGAAACAUCUUGCCAUUGCUGGAGUAAUCGACCUGGGAACAGUGGAAACAUUCCCAGUAUUCCAAGCAGCCAAACGUGGUCUUAUUGACCAAGACACCUGCCAUGUACUCCUCGAGGCCCAGCUCAUAAUGGGUGGGCUCCUCCAGCCUGAUUCCCCUCACAAUCUUUCACUGGAACAAGGUCUGGCUCAAGGCUUUAUCGACACCCAUACCAGACAGUCCCUUUCUGAGUUACAGAAUGCCUUGGUCUUGGUGGAAAAUUCUAAGUCUACCGAUGACCAACAACAAAAUGUGUUACCAGUAGCUACAGCCAUGGAGGUCGGCCUCAUCGGAGAGGAAGUGGGACUUCGGAUUCUAGAACUUCAGAUGAACACUGGAGGCCUGAGAGACUCAGCAGGACAAAUUAUGAGUUUGGAGCAAGCAGAAGACAAAAGACUUUUGACUCCAAGAGUGCUCAACAAACUCCAGUCAAGGCUUCAGCGUCGAGAGUUGAUCAAUCCAAACACAGCUGAAAAAUUAAACCUAUAUGAGCUACAACAGCGUUGUGUUCAUGACAGUGACUCAGGUCUGCUCCUCUUUCCUGUCGAGCAGCAACCUGGAGGAACUGUCUGCCUCCGGUCAGGAAGAAAAGUUGGUAUCUUCCGUGCAGUCCAGGAAGGCCUUAUUGAUCGUAAAGUUACUGUACGACUUCUUGAAGCUCAGCUCUUUGGCGGUGGUAUUGCUGACCCACGUUCUGGCCACCGGCUGACCAUUGAGGAGGCUGUUCGUCAUGGGCUUUUGGACCAGGAUCUAGCCUGUGCCAUGUUAGCACGACAGCUGCAAAAUGGGGGGAUUCUAGAUCCUUUAAGUGGAGAACGCUUGGAUUUGGAAGAGAGUAUCCGUAGGGAUCUUCUCUCUUCUCGUUUGGCUGUCUUGGUCCUUGAGUCUCUUUGGGCAUUCAUGGGAAUACUCUGGCCUGAAUCUGGAGAACUCUUGCCAAUUGUUGAGGCUUUUCAACAAGGAGUGAUCUCAGGAGAGCUAUCAAGGAACAUCCUAAGGCAGCGACAUGCCAUUGGGGCUCUUUACAACCCUGAAACGCUCCAGGUGCUGCCUUUAAACCAGGCUGCUGAAGAGGCCCUUGAGCCCAGUGUCAUCAGUUCUCUCAAAGACAUUCACAUCCCUGAUGUUCUUACCAGCAUGAACCAGUCAGGCACUCCAUCUCUUAACCGCUUGAGCUGGGGUUCCACUAGCUCCACUCCACCUCCAUCCUCUCCUUCACCUUCAUCAUCUACCGAAGGCCCUGUCUGGGAUUCUACACCAACACAGGGAAUAGAUCCUGAAGAACAAGCAAAACACAAGCUGCUCUUUCACCUCAUGACUCACAGCUAUGUGGAUGCUCAUACUGGAAAACGCUUGGUGCUGCUAGACUCUGAGUUGGUGGAGUUGGUCAAAGCUACUGAACUGGUUGCAAGAGAUUCAGUGUAUCGAAGUCAAGUUGAGCCUCAAACCAGUUUGACCAGAGAUGAGCAGGGAAAGUUACAAAUGGUGAGACAGUUUAGUUUGAAAGCUAAAACAUUGAGUGAGAAACACCAUGAGGUUGAAGAAGAAAGUUCCAAUAAAGUCACACUGAGCAAAGAAUUUGAGAUGAAUGGUAAAAGCAGUCAAAAAGAAAGAUAUGAUGGAGAAAAUGACAACAUGCCACACAAACCAUCAGAAACUGUAGAGAGGGAUUUAGCAUUUGGAGCAAAAAACGAAAUUGACAUUAGUAAAGAUGCAAAAGUAAAAGCUCAAAAGAAAGAAAUCUCUGAUCUUGAAAGUUUAACAGCUUCAGCUGAACAUCUUAAAGGAGAAUUGACAAAAGGACGUAAAGUGUCGGUAGCCACUGAAUCCAAACCCAGAGACACUGAUCUUCAGGAGACAACCACAACAGUGGGAAGAAAAACGGUCACAACACCGCUCAAAUCAGAGGGAGAUUUAAGAUUGUUGAAAGAAUCCGUCCCAAAGGUGGCAAAAACAAAUGAAGAUGCUCAUUCAACACAAUCUGAUGAUUGGAAAGGUGUAAAGUAUUCCCAGACUGAAUCAGGAAAAAUCAAACAAAAAGUGCCCAUAACAGAGACAGACUCAAAGCAUGCUGAACCUCAGAUAGAUGUUCUUGAAUCACCAGUUGAGAAGGAAGAGGAGGAUGCCAAAUUACGGAAGUUGGUCCUGGAGCUUAAACAAGGAGGUCUGAUGACAGAUGAAGGGGAAAGGCUGCUACCAGAUGAGGCCGUCGCUCAGGGUGUCCUCCCUGGCCACACAGCAGUUAAGUUAAUGGCUCAGGCAGGUCUGUUUGGGGGUUUCAUCGAUGCCAGCAGUGGCGAGUCACUCAGCAUGGAGGAUGUUAUGCAGGAGGGUUUACUGGAUGAAGACCUAAUGUGGAGUGUCCUAAAGUCAGAUAAAACCCUUGCAGGGGUUGUGGAUGUUGAUAAAAGGCAGAUCUGUGGGGUGAGGGAGGCAGCUCAGGCAGGAAUGAUUGACCCCAACACUGCUGCUCGACUUCUAGAAGCCCAGGUGGCAUCUGGGGGGAUUGUUGAUCUACGUAGGGAUAAGAAAGUUUCUGUCACUCUAGCAGCCAACCUGGGACUGAUUGAGGAAAAUCAAAGGGAUGAAUUGAUGGCGCUAGAGAAGGCAUACAAAGGCAAGGACACAGAUUCAGCAACAGCCCUCACUAAAGCCAGUUUACAGCUACAGAUGGAAGGUGUUAUUGACCCAGAGUCCAAGUCUCCAGUUCCUCUGGAGCAAGCCAUUCAGAAAGGACUAAUUCAGUCUAAGGAGGCUUAUCAGGUGUUGGCGAGGCAGGUGGCUGAGGGUGGCAUAGUACAUCAUGCUUCAGGGCUGAGGCUGUCAGUUUCAGAUGCAGUAGAUAGAGGACUAGUGGAUCGAUCCAUUGCUCCUGGGCUGGAGGAGCUAGAGUGGGUCUACCAAGGAAGAGUCAGCCCUUCAUCUCACCCAGAAGCUGUCAAUUUCCAGGCAUCAACAGGAGCCAUUUUAGACCCUGAAUCUGGCUGUAAGCUGACAUUGACAGAGGCAGUGUCUAAAGGUCUUCUUGAUGAGGAUAUUGCCAGUGAAGCCAUGGCAUCUUCUACUGUAACACAAGGAGUGCUUGACCCCCAAACUGCACGUAUUGUGCCAUAUUUGGAGCUUGUAAACCAGGGUACAAUUGAUAUCGAAACAGGCAAACGUUUCUUGGAGGUGAAACCAUUCAGAGGUGUUCAUGAUGUACAAACAAGAGAAAAUUUGACAGUUCCAGAGGCAGUUGCAUCAAAGCAAGUUGACCCAGUUCCAGCAUUGAGACUGCUCCAAAGCCAGGCCAACAGUGGAGGGAUCAUUGAUAUCAGUACUGGAGAAAGGCUUCCCCUAAUGGAGGCCUGUAACAGAGGUUUAGUUGGAGACAAAAUGGUGAGGGAAAUAGCCAUCAACCAGUUUCUCAAAGGAGGCUUAGUUGAUCCUGCCACCGGACAACAAGUGUCCAGUCUUAAUGAUGCCAUUGCAAAGGGUCUGAUCUCCAGAGACAUAGCUUCAGACAUUCAGGAGAAAUUGGCCUUUGUGGAGAUGGAGGUUGAAGAAGGUAGUGCUACACCUGUUGCCUCAUCAAGUGAUACAUACAGCCCCUCCAUUAUCAUGUCAGUGUCAUGCCCAGACAGUCCAGAAAACUUGUCAGAUGUAAACACUGAGCGUUCUUCAACAUCUACACUUUCAAAGACAGGUUCAGAAAUUACAGAUGAUGAUGGGAAGACAUUGACAUCAGUAGUAUCAGAUCAGUCAACACUUUAUGACCCUACAGAAGAGGACAAGGUAGAAGUGCCAGUGGAAGAAAAGACUUCAGUUGAGCCAGACCAAUCCCUUGACCUCUUGUCUAAGUUUGCAAUUAAUGUGGAGAAAAGAAUUCAGAAGACUAUAGAAGAGAUAGUACCACAGGAAGACACCAAUAAACCAGAGCCUCUUCCUACACAGAAGCUUGAUGAGAAACUGCAAACAGGCAAGAGCCAGACUAAUAAAAAACAAAAGGGGAAAGAUCUUAAAGACUCUGUUGCAGAAUCCAUUCAGACUAGUGUCCAUGAUACUGACAAAAAUUCACAGGAACAAAAAGGGGAUACUAUUUUAAAGUCAAAAGAUACAAGAGACGACAGACAAAGCAAAGGUAGCACCGAAUUAUCACAAUGGAGUGAAGAGGUUCUUAGAAAGAUUGAUGUGGCAGCACAGAAAGAUGAUGAUGUAGAUGAGAGCGGUACAAGAGUGGAGACAGAGAAACCUUUAGAGGUUGAGAUCAAAUCUAUCACUGAUGUUGAGCAGUCAGACGAUAUAUUGACCUCCAGAGUGACACAAAGUAAAAGCAAGAAGAAGAGGAAGAAUAAAAAGAAUGGAAAGGGAAAAGAAGCAGAGAGUGAAACACUUUCUCCAGAGAUAGAACAUUUAUCCCAGAUUGAUCAAGCUGAUGCACAUAUUGAAUGGCAGACUGAGGCUAUUGUUGUCACAAAUGAGCCUGUAUCACAGGAGAAAAAUGUGAAAUCACAGAUUGGUAGUCAGGCAGAUUCCACUCGGCCUCCCAGUGGACAAAGUGAAGUUAAGGAUAAAAAGAAAAUUGAGGCUGAAAAUAAUUUGGUAAAACAGGGACAGGAAGCAGGUCCAGCCACUCUGGAAUUCACGGAAGAUGCUAUUGAGCCAGAGAAAGACGUAGUGAAAACUAUAAUGUUAAAAGAUACAGAAGGGGGUGUUAAGAAAGAGAAGAUGACAAGGGAGCAUCAGAAAGUGAAAGUUGGAGAGAAGGUAUCUGUCUCUCAGCAACCAGAACAAACAGACAGCAGUCAGGAGGUGAAGAAAAAUAAGGAGCAAGAAUUGCCUCAGAAAUCUAAUCUACCAGACAAUGAAAAAGCAGCCUUGAUACUGAAAGCCAAAGAGAGCAUUCUUAAAAAGGUUUUUGAGAAAGGAGUGAGCGAGAAGCAGACUGCUGAGGAGCUGCAGGCAUUGCGCAGUGAGGUGACAAAGAAGGAGAGUCGAGGCACAAGUGUUGAAGAUGUAAAGACCCCAACUCUGCCAUCUAAGAUUGAUGGAGUGGAGAGUCAUGAUGUCAAAGAUGAUGGUGUCAAGAGACCCAGUGGUCCACCAAGAGACAAGGAGGAAGAGCUGAGUGUUAAAGAACACAAAAUGGGUCUGAUGGGGGUCAAAGAAGAUACAGCUGUUGAGCAACGUUCUGUCAAGGAGGACAGAGAGACCAAACUGUUGGAGGUUUCUUCAGAUGAGAGAGAACACAAGAUGGGAUUUGGGAAGGAAGACAUACAAAAUAAUAUUGAGGCAACUCCAUCAUUACAGCCUAAAGAAACUCAGCAAAGUAAACGAAGUAGGAAGAACAAGAAGAGCAAGAGCCAAAAAAUGACAGACAAAACUGAGCCCGAUAUUGAGACCAUACUGACGCCUGAAAAAGAUGAUUCUGAGGUUACAUCAACAAAAAUGAUCACAAAAUCUGCCAUGACUGAGGACCAGAGGAUGGAUGGAUAUAGUAAUAGUGAGUCAGCCAGUGAUGUCAUCAGACCUAUAGUUGGUAAGGAGGCAAAUGAAGAGGAGACUUCUGAAAAUGAUGCUAAAGAAGCUGAGACCAGUCAACAGAGUCAAAUAAAUUUACAUCAGUCAGAAGAGCCCAGUUCCCCCUCUGAGGAACACAUAGAGUCGACAGAGGCCACAUCUGAGAAAGAAGAAUCUCAAGAAUCACCUUUAGAAACCAAAAAUGCAGGUGAAUCCAUUGACGGUUCUCAGGAGAUUACUACAUGCAAACCAGACAUCCAGCCCACAGCUCAGUCAAUGGUUCCUGGCACACAAACAGGUAAAAAGACAGGGAAAAGCAAAAAGAAGAAAAAGCUCCAACCUGAAGUUAAAAGUGUCAGUGUUGCUGAAUCAAAAUCUUUGAAAGACCAACAGCAAAAUCUUGAGUCUCCAGGAUCAGCAGAAGAGGCUUCAACUGAGUCUGAUUCACCUAAAGUCCCUGAGUCUGAUACAGCCACUGAGAGCUGGAAGGAGGGAGAGGAUGAUGUAAGAGACAGUCAAGAAGUAAUAAAAGAAGUGAUGACACCCAAGACGGGCAAGUCAUCAUUGAUCCGUCAGGAAUGCUUGGAGCAUGACCAGCAGAUUGUUGCCCUGGUCUCCAUGGUAAGACAUAUUGAGGUUCGACUCAAACAGCAGCAACAGCAGUCAGUGGGCCGCAGCCUCAUCGCCUUGGAUGACAUCAUCAGACAGACUGAGACUCUGGACCUUGAAUUGCGUGAUUUGGAGCCUGCGAUCAACAAGGAAGUGGAGGCGGCUGAGCAGCUGUUGAAACCCAAACCUAAAGAUGUUCCUCCUCAACUCUUGUUGGCCCUGGAAAAGGAUGGGCGAAGCUUGGCUCGAGGAUAUGAGGCUGCAAGAGCACUUUCUAUGGGUAUUCUGCAAAGUCUACAAGAUCAUAGGGACUCAUAUAAGGAGGCAGUAACAGCUGAGCAGAAGUCACUCGGAGGACAAGUGGAGAGUCUGCUCUCUUGGUUGAGGGAGACAGAGGCUCGUAUGAAUGGAGGAAUGGCGGGGAUGGAAAAAAUGGAAAAGGCAGAGAAAGAUGACAGUCAUGAUCAGCUUACACAGCAGCUUAGUCUUUGCAAGGAGCUCCAGUCCUCAUUGAUGGCUCGCUCCAAUGAGGUCAACAAUGUAGCCUUUGACAUUCAGGUGUUCAUCUCAGAGCGUGCUCAGGAUCUGGCCCCUGAGCAGAGCAGGCAGCUUCUGGGGCAGCUCCAGCAACUCCAGAGGGCUUUCCACCAAGCAUCGGGCCAAGCUCAGGCCUGGGCCGAAGCCCUCUCCGCCCAGAGAGAGAGGGAGGAGGAGUGGCAGCGGAGGGAGCGAGUGAAAGAAGAGGAGAAGGACAGAGAGAGGCAGAGUGCAAGGGAGAGAGAGGUGGUCCAACAGCAGAAAGCCGAAUGUUCUCAGAAACUAGAAGGCCUUUCUAUGUGGCUGGCUGGAGCUGCCAGCUUAUUGGCGAGUCAGAAAGCAGGAGCAGAGUCAGAUGAUGUGAAUGUCCUGCAAGAGAAGCAGAAAAAGCUAAAGGAAGUAGAGAAGGACCUGAAGACCAAACGGGAGGGCAUAGCUGAGGCUAUCCGCUCUGUGGAGGAGCUCUUGGCUGAGCGAGGAGAAAGUCUGAGUCCAGAGGAGAGGAAGAAACUCCAGGAGGCGCUAGCAACAAUGAAGGAGCAAUACGGUGCACUGACAGAUUCAGUAAACACGUCACUGACAGAGGUGAACUCAGCCAUCAACACCACUGUACAGCAGAACACACAAAGGGCAAAGGCUGAGGAGGAGCUCCAGGAGACCCAAGGCCAGAUAGACUCUUUGCUGAAUGAGUUGUCUUCCCUGAGCCAACCAGGCGGGAGAGGAGUUGGAUCUGGAGUGACAAGAGAUGUUGUAGACAUACCAUUCUCACAGCCAGGAGGCGCUGUGUUGUCACACACAGAAAUGCUGCAGGCCGAGCUUCAGCAGCUCCAGUCUCAACAGGCUCAGCUACUUCAGAUCACACAGUCAACGCGCUCCCUUCUGGAACAACCUGACUCCACUGUUCCUCCUGAAGAGAAGCAGCGUCUUCGGGCUGCCCUGGAUCAGCUGCAGGCCCAGCACCAGGACAGGCUUCAGAGCUGCCAGGACCGUCUGAGGAAGUCUGAAGCUCUGAAGGAUGAGCUGGCAAAGUUCCUCCAAGAACAUGGAGGGUUAGGUACCUGGCUGGAACAAAGUGAGCAGGAGCUCCGUUCACUUGGGGAAGGAGAAACUGAUGCACAAGGCCUGAAGGGCAGGCUGGAGGAGCACAGAAAGCUCGCCGAAGAUGUAAUUUGUCACAAGGCAGACCUACGCUUUGUUUCCAUAUCUGGUCAGAAGGUUCUUGACUCUAUCCAGGCAGCUUUGGAGCAAGUUGGUGGUUCAGAUCCAGCAAUGAACAGCACCAAGCAGCUAGUAACUGACAAGCUGCAGGAUGCUAACCACAGAUACACAAACCUACACACUAAGUCAACAGAGUUGGGCGGCCGUUUGUCCGGCCUGUUGGAGAGGUACCAGCAGUACCAGGAUGAGGUUGUUUCCCUCCAUUCAUGGCUCAGCACUCAGGAACAGAACCAAAGCAUAGCCAAGCCCAGUGGAGAGACAGACCCUCAAAACCUGCAGAACACACUACGACAAGUACAGAUGCUGCAGGAUGAGCUGGCGGAGCGUUCAGUGCAGCUUGAGAAGGUGAAGAGAGCAGGAAGAGAUCUGGUCAGCACAGAUGAAUCGCCUUCCCUCAAAGCUGUUGAUAUCCUUUGUGCUGCAGAUGGUUUAGAGAAGAGGUUUGGCUCCCUCUCUUCCUCUGUAUCAGAGCGGGCAGAGCAGCUUCAGACUGCAGUGGCCCAGUCUGUCAGUGUCCAGGAGGGCCUGAAGGGUCUGCUAAGCUGGCUGGACAAACUUGUUGUCAAUCCUGGACCAGUCGAGGCCACCGCACAGGCUGUUCAAGAUGCCCUGACCCAGAACCAGAAACUUCGGCAGGAGCUGCUGUCCAGGCAGGGCAGCGUGGAAGCAACACGAGACUCUGUUUCCAAACUCCUUCAGAGCGCCGAUGCCUCUACGGCCUCUGGCCUUCAGGGUCCUUUAGACGAACUUACUCAGCGCUAUGCUGCAGCGCAAACUAGCCAGGCAGAGAGGGAGGCUGAGCUCAAAGGGCUGUUGCCCAGAUUGGAGAGCUACGAGCGGUUGGGGACCGACCUCCAGGUCUUCACACAGAGCCGGGUGAAGGCUCUGAGCCCGGCAGGCCAGCCAGACCGCAGCGUGGAUGACUACAGGCAGACCAUUGAGGAGGUCAGGUCCGAACUGGAGCAGGAAGCCAGCCAGCUGAAAUCCUUCUGCAACCUCGGCACAGAGCUCAGCCAGUCAAAAGCUUUCGGUAACACUCAGAGCUUACUGGAUAAUGUCAAAGGGGUUUCUGAUGAAUUCACCCAACUGGAAGCCAAUGUCAACGAAAGGUUUGCUGCGAUCCAGGCCUGCGAGCAGCAGCUGCUGCAGUUCCGCGGCCUCUCUGGCUCCCUCCUCAGGUGGCUUCAGACAGCACAGGAGCAGCUGCCGUCCAAAGAGGCCAGCCUCACCACAGAGGCCCUGCAGAGAAGAGUGCAGCAGCUAAAGGACUUGAUGAACGACUGGGAAUCACAGCGAUCAAGGGUUCAGGAGCUGAACAAGACGGGAUCAGAGCUGGAGUCCCUCAUCAUCGACAUCACCACUCCUCAGGCCAAAACUGGUGCUCCUCAAAUCAAUGGCUCAGCAGGUCCCAGCAGUGUCAAUGGCAUUCACACCUGUAAAGACCUGACAGAGCUCCAGGUAGCCGUGUCUGAUGUAAACGGUCGAUACGAGGCGCUGGGUGGGGAGUUGAAAGAGCGUCUUGGUCGCCAGCAGGCCUCGCUAGAGCUGAGGCAGAAAGCCAGACAGGGUACUGAGGAGCUCAAGAGCUGGCUGACAGACAGAGAGCACAGCUUGAAACAAGGACAGACCGCUUCUCCCUCCAGACCUGAGGUGGUACGCGCCCAGGCCCAGGAGAACAAGGCCCUGCUUUCAGAGCUGACUGAACACUCUGGGAAGGUUGAUGAGCUGAAGAGCACACUAAGGAAGCUGAUUGCUGAUAAUCCUGAUUCUCCUGAGGCAGACAGCUGGAGACAGCAGCUUCAAGAGAUAGAAUGCCGCUGGCAGACAGCCAAUCAAGCUGCAGCCCAGAGGCAGACCGAACUGGAGACUUGUGCUGAUAGGCUGGGCAGCUUUGCCUCAGCAGCCAGUCAGUUGGGCCCAUGGCUGAGGGAGAAGGAACUGAUGAUGAGCGUGCUGGGACCGCUGAGCAUCGACCCAAACAUGCUCAACACACAGAAACAACAAGUACAGUUUAUGCUGCGUGAGUUUGAGACCAGGCGGCCACAGUUUGACCAGCUGACCCAGUCUGCAGAGGGUAUCCUCUCCCAGACUGGUGACUCUUCUCAGGACCCUAAGGACCUAGAGGAGGUGCGUUCUGAACUGGGCUCCAUCUCCCAGCAGUGGGAGGACCUAACAAACCGACUGAGUCAGAGAUCAAACCACAUCGACCAGGCCCAAGGAACCAGUGAACGUUACCAGGCUUUGCUCAGAGAGCUCUCCUCCAGUGCCUCUGCUCUCGGUGAGAGGUUGGAUGCCCAGGCUUCACUGAGCGCCCAGCCCGAGGCACUGAAACGUCGCCUGCAAGAAACCGGAGAGAUCAGAUCAGAGCUGGAGAGACGGCGGACUGAGCUGGCUGAGGCUGAGAGGCUCUGCCAGGAGCUCAGCACCAUUGUGGCUGAACCAUACCUGAAGGAAGAGCUUAGUAAACGACUGGAGAGUGUCAGCGGACCACUGAAGAGUUUAGAGGAGCGCGCAGCUGAUGGUCUGUCUCAGCUCCAGACUGCCCUCUCAUCCACUCAGCAGUUCCAGCAGAUGUUUGAGGAGUUGCGCUCCUGGCUGGACAAGCAGGCAGAUCCCAAAGAAUCAUCCACUGAUGCUCUACCCUGUCAGUCUGAGGCCAUCCGCUCCCUGUUGGCACAGACGGGUGAUCUCCAGCGAGGGAUCGCAAGUCAGCGAGGUUCCUACGAGCUCAUUCAAGCCGAGGGAGCAUCACUGCUAGCCACUCUGCCUGUAGGUGGAGACGAACGGUCUGCACUGCAAUCCCGCCUGGCCUCCUUGAGGCAGGACUGGGAAGGGCUGAACCAGAGAAUCUCUGAUCGAGAGAAUAGACUAAAGACCACCCUGAGCAAAGCAGAAACCUACCAGCAGCACAAGGCCGAGCUGACACCGUGGUUAGCAGAGUGUGAACAGAAAGAUGGAGAGAUCCAGCCGUCACUGGAUGCAUCAGCCCUGGAUGAGGCUUUACAGAAGGCUCGAGGUCUAUCUUUGGACCUUGAAAGACGACAACCUCUCCUCGAGGCUUUCAAUACUGCAGCCGAUCAGCUGCUGGAACAGUGUUGCAUCGGAGAGGAAGAGGUACGAGAUGAAAAAGCCCAGCUGAACCGCAGGGUGGACAAACUGGGUGAGAGACUUCAUAACCACACCUCCCAGCUGGAGGAGCUGGCGUGUCGCCUGAAAGAGUUUGAAGAGGGCAGACAGGCUGCAGAGAGGAGGCUGGAAGCUGCCAAGCACCAGAUUGAAGUCCAGGAGGCUUUGGGACCACAGGCAUGCAGUGCGAAAAGCCUUGAGAGACUGAGAAGUCAGCAGGAGAAUCUCAGGUCCCUGAAGCCUCAGGUGGUCUACCUUAGAGACCUGGCCCAGGGGCUGGUACAGGACUCUCCACAGACAGCAGGAGGCAGCACUGAGGGCACACAGAGGCUUCAGGAGCUGGCCAAGGAAACAGAGAGAGACUAUGAUGACGUUACUGAGAAGAUUGAGCAGUGCUGCUCCACCCUGGAGUCCCGGCUACAGGGCGUCGGCGAGGUCCAGUCUCAUGUUCGUGAUGUCUUCUCACGUCUUGCCGACCUCGAUGAUGAACUGGACUCCCUCAGCCCAGUCGGACGCGAUGCAGAUUCCCUGGCGUCUCAGGCCGACGCCCUAAAGGGCUUUUUGACACGUUUGACCAACCUCAGGUCAGAGCUGGAAGGUCACUCUUCAGACUGCACCUCCAUGCUGCGGCGAGAAGGCUCCUCCCCUGAUCUCCUGGCUCUUAGGAGGGAGACAGAGGCUCUGAACCGCCAGGCUGGCAAGCUGAGUGAGCGCGGCCAAGCCAGGUUGGACCAGAUCGAAGACGCUGCUGGGAGAGUUCAGGAGUUUUACAGGCAGGUUGCCGAGCUGCAAGGCCUGCUGGGAAAGGCGGAAGAGGGACUGAACGCACAGGGCCUGGUUGGCUCUGAGGUGGAAAUGAUCAAACAGCAGCUACAGGAGUUCAAGGCUGUGGAGAGAGAGCAGGUGGACAGCAUUCAACCGAAGCUGCAGCAUGUCAACGCAGUGGGUCAGGGUCUGAUCCAGAGCGCCGCCAAACACACAGACACCCAGGCGCUGGAGCACGACCUCGAGACAACCAACCUCCGAUGGAACUCACUAAACAAGCGGGUGGCAGAGCGGAUCGCCCAGCUGCAGGAAGCCCUGUUGCAUUGUGGGAAAUUCCAGGAUGCUCUGGAACCUCUGCUAAGCUGGCUGAGCGACACAGAGGAGCUGGUGGCCAAUCAGAAGCCUCCAUCUGCAGAGUACCGCGUGGUCAAGGCCCAGAUCCAAGAACAAAAGCUGCUCCAGAGGUUGUUAGAUGACCGCCGGCCCACAGUGGAGAUGAUUCGUGCUGAGGGAGCGAGGAUCGCAGCCACAGCAGAUACUCAGGACCGUGAGAAGAUACAGACCCAGCUCCAGAGUCUGGCAGAGAGAUGGACUGACCUGCUCGACAAAGCCAGUGCUAGGCAGAGGCAGUUGGAGGAGCUGCAGGUUUUGGCUCUUGAGUUCCAUGAAGCCCUGGAGCCCCUGGGAGAAUGGCUGAGUGCCACCGAGAGGCGCCUGAGCUCUGCCGAGCCAAUGGGAACCCAGACGGCCAAGAUAACCCAGCAGAUCGUCAAGCAUAAGGCACUCCAAGAGGACGUGUCCUCACGUGAAGCCGAGGUCGACCACCUCGAGUCCCUCAGCCAAUCGCUGACCCCACUCAGCUGCACGGCAGAUCGUGAUUGGUUAAGUGAGCGGGUGGGGGCGGUGAGGUCAGGUCACUCAGAACUCACCGAUUGGUGCACGAGGCGGGCGGGCCUGCUGGAGCAGGCCCUGGCUAAUGCUCAGCUGUUUGGGGAGGAUGAGGUAGAGGUGCUGAACUGGCUGGCAGAGGUGGCUCAGAGGCUGGCUCAGGUCUCCAUCCAGAGCUACCAGCCUCAGCUGCUGGCUGAGCUGCACAAACACACUCUGUCUCUAAAUGAAGAGAUUGUGAGCAGGAAAAAGACGGUGGACCAAGCCAUCAAGAACGGACAAGCCUUACUCAAACAGACCACAGGCGAGGAAGUUCUCCUGAUCCAGGAGAAGCUUGAUGGCAUCAAGUCUCGCUACGCUGAGAUGACGGCCGGCAGCAGCAAGGCCCUCCGCACCCUGGAGCAGGCCCUGCAGCUGUCCACACGAUUCGCCAGCGCCCACGACGACGUCAACCAGUGGCUGGACAGCGUGGAGGCUGAGCUCAACAAUGUAGAGCCAGACGCCACACCCUCAUACCAGGAAAGACAGAAGGAGCUGAAGAAAGUGUCGGCAGAGAAGCGCCUGGUGUUGGACACUGUCAACGAGGUGGGAAGUGCCUUGUUAGAUCUGGUACCAUGGCGAGCCCGCGAGGGCUUGGACCGCCUCGUCGCUGAUGCCAACCAGCGCUAUCGCCAGGCUGAUGAAACCAUCACACAGCGGGUGCAACUGGUACAAGCUGCCAUCCAGAGGUCACAGCAGUAUGAGGAGGCAGUGGAUGCAGAGCUGGCCUGGGUCGGGGAGACAGAGCGUAAAUUGGGGUCUCUGGGGCCCCUGAGCCUGGAGCCUGACGUUACGGUGGCCCAGCUGCAAGUACAGAGGGCCUUCAACAUUGACAUCAUCCGGCACAAAGACACCGUGGAUCAGCUCCUCAGCACCAGAGAUGACAUCCUGGAAACCUGCAGUGAUGCCCAGAAGGAUGCACUGAUAGUGAAGACGGAUUCUCUCAGCGCUCGUUAUGAUACAGUAAGCCAGAGCCAUAGCGAGCGGUUCUCAGCCCUGGAGCAGGCCCAGGUUUUGGUCGCUCGGUUCUGGGAGACCCAUGAGGAACUGGAGCCAUGGUUGGGUGAGACCGAAACCCUCAUCACCCAGCUGCCUCCACCAGCCAUCGACACAGACGCUCUCCGACUGCAACAGGACCAGAUGAGGCUGCUCAGGGAGUCUAUCGCAGAGCACAAGCCCCACAUUGACAAGCUGCUGAAGAUUGGACCCCAGCUGGCCGAACUCAGCCUCCAGGAGGGGGCGUCUGUGAUACAGCGCUACACAGAGGCAGAGAGACGCUACCUGGCCAUCAAAGAGGGGGUUAAAGGUCGUGCAACAACCCUAGAUGAGGCAGUGUCCCAGUCUGCACAGCUGGUAGAGUUUCAUGACAAGAUGGACCCCCUGUUGGAGACCCUGGAGGGGGCAGUGCAGCGGCUGCGGCAGCCCCCUUCGGUGGCUGCGGAGGUGGAGAAGAUCAGGGAGCAGCUGGCUGAGCACCGAGCCCAGGGGCUGGAGCUGGACAAACUGCUACCAAGCUUCUCCGCCCUCUGUGCCCGCGGAGAGGAGCUCAUCGGACGAGCCGCUCACGACGAUCCUGCUGCUCAGGCUGUUCGUUCCCGCCUCCUGCGCCUCCGCUCCCUGUGGGAUGAGAUCCGGCAGCGAGCUGAGGAGAGGGAGGGGAAGCUGAACGACGUCUUGGACCUGUCAGGGAAGUUCUGGGCUGAUGUGGCGGCGCUACUGAGCACUCUCAGAGACUCCCAAGAUAUUGUGAAAGAGCUAGAGGACCCUGGUGUGGACCCCUCACUCAUCAAACAACAGAUUGAAGCUGCCGAGGCCAUCAAGGCAGAGACGGACGGUCUGAGGGAGGAGCUGGAGUUUGUCAGGACCCUCGGAGCUGACCUCAUCUUCGCCUGCGGAGAAACUGAGAAACCUGAGGUCAAGAAGACCAUCGAUGAGAUGAAUGCAGCCUGGGAAGGCCUGAACCGGACAUGGAGAGAGAGGAUGGAGAGACUGGAGGAGGCCAUGACAGCGUCUGUGCAGUACCAGGACGCACUGCAGUCUAUGUUCGACUAUCUUGACAAUGCAGUGAUCAAGCUGUGUGACAUGUCGACUGUGGGAACAGAUCUGGGAACUGUCAAACAGCAGAUCGAAGAGCUCAAGCAGUACAAGGUGGAGGUAUACCAGCAGCAGAUUGACAUGGAGAAGCUCUGCCACCAGGGGGAGCUGCUGUUGAAGAAGGUUUCAGAUCAGACAGACAGAGACAUGAUCCAGGAGCCACUGACCGAACUCCGACAUCUCUGGGAAAACCUGGGGGAUAAAAUCACCCAAAGACAGCACAAGCUGGAGGCUGCCCUGCUGGCCCUGGGUCAGUUCCAGCAUGCCCUGUCUGAGCUGCAGGCCUGGCUGAACCACACGCACACCACUCUGGACACACAGCGACCAGUCAGCUCUGACCCCAAGGCCAUCGAAAUCGAGCUGGCGAAACACCACGUGUUGCGUAAUGAUGUGCUAUCCCAUCAUUCCACUGUGGAGACUGUGAACAGUGCUGCCGCUGAGCUACUGGAGUCCUCUCCUGGCGACGAGGCCAGCCACCUCAGGGACCAGCUGGAUCAUCUCAACCAGAGCUGGGAGAGCCUCCUGCUUAAGACCCAGGAGCGGCAGAAGCUACUAGAGGCUGCUCUGCAACAGGCUGAAGGUUUCCAUGGCGAGUUGGAGGAGUUCCUCCAGUGGCUGCGGAGGACGGAGAGCCAGCUGUCUGCUGCCAAACCAACAGGCGGUCUCCCUGAAACAGCCAGGGAGCAGCUACAGCAACACAUGGAGCUUCAGGCGCAGCUGACUCAGCGAGCUGACCUGUACCACCGCCUGCUGGAUCAGGGAGAGUCCAUGCUUCUGGCUCGUGGAGGAGAGGAGGCAGGACCCGGUACCACCCAGACUCAGCAGAACCUGGCCAUGUUGCAGAACAAGUGGGCCAGCCUCAACACCAAGAUGGACGACCGCAGGGCAAAGUUGGAUGAGGCCGUUUCCUUGGCAACAGGUUUCCAGACCUCUCUGCAGGACACCAUCAACUGGCUGACCCAGGCUGAACAGACCCUGAACAUGGCCCAACCCCCAAGCCUCAUGCUAGACACAGUCCUCUUCCAGAUCGAUGAGCACAAGGUAUUUGUGAAUGAAGUGAACACCCACAGAGAGCAGGUCUUGGCUCUGGAGAAGGCCGGCUCUCAGCUUCGCUUUGCCAGCCUGAAGCAGGAUGUCGUACUCAUCAAAAACCUGCUGCUCAGCGUCCAGGCUCGCUGGGACAAGUUGGUCCAGAGGUCACUGGAUCGCGGCCGACACCUUGAUGAGGCCCGUAAACGUGCCAAACAGUUCCACGAGGCCUGGAGGAAGCUGACAGACUGGCUAGAAGAAGCCGAGAAAAGACUGGACUCAGAGCUGGAGAUCUCCAACGAACCAGACAAGAUCAAAGUCCAACUGGCCAAACACAAGGAGUUCCAGAAAGCACUGGGGUCGAAGCAGCCGGUUUACGACACAACAGUAAGAUCUGGAAAGGCCAUGAGGGACAAGGCUCAGCUGCCCGCAGACACCCAGAAACUGGACCACCUGGUAGGAGAGGUCCGCGACAAGUGGGACACUGUCUGUGGCAAGAGUGUAGAGAGACAACACAAGCUAGAGGAGGCUCUGCUGUUCUCAGGACAGUUUGCAGAGGCUCUCCAGGCCCUGGUGGACUGGUUGUACCGGGUAGAGCCCCAGCUGGCUGAAGACCAGCCCGUCCAUGGUGACCUGGAUCUGGUGUCCAACCUCAUGGACUCACAUAAGGCUUUCCAAAAGGAGCUCGGUAAGAGAACCAGCAGCGUUCAGGCUCUGAAGCGCUCAGCUCGGGACCUGAUGGAUACUGGCCGCGAUGACACAGCGUGGGUCAAAGUUCAGCUUCAGGAGCUCAGCAACCGCUGGGAUACAGUGUGCGCCUUGUCGGUCACAAAGCAAACUCGCCUCCAACUGGCUCUCAAACAGGCGGAGGAGUUUCGUACGGCAGUGCAGGUGCUUCUGGAGUGGCUCUCCGAGGCAGAGCAGACGCUUCGUUUCCGCGGUGUCCUUCCCGAAGAGGCAGAAACUCUGCAGGCUCUGCUGCACACACAUCGUGACUUCAUGGGCACCGUGGAGGAGAAGAGAGCAGAUGUCAACAAGGCUGCUGGCAUGGGAGAGGGCAUCCUGACUGUUUGUCACCCAGACUCCAUCACCACCAUCAAACACUGGAUCACCAUCAUCAGGGCACGCUUCGAGGAGGUGCUGACGUGGGCCAAACAGCACGAGCAGCGACUGGAGACAGCUCUGACCGAGGUGCUGAACAACGCCAACCUGCUGGAGGAGCUGUUGUCAUGGCUACAGUGGUCUGAGACCACAUUGAUCCAGAGAGACCAAGAGCCGCUUCCUCAGGACAUUCCUCAACUCAAAACACUCAUCACAGAACACCAGAUGUUUAUGGAGGAAAUGACGAGGAAACAGCCAGAUGUCGAUAAAGUGACGAAGACCUACAAGAGAAAACCAGCGGAGGCUCCCAGCAGCCUGGCUGAGAGGAGAGGAGCCCGUAAACACCAGCAACAGCAGCAGCAGCAGGCUGCCAUGCAGGUCCCUGGAGGAAACCCACGACUCAACCAGCUCUGUGCCAGGUGGCAGCAGGUUUGGCUGCUGGCUCUUGACCGCCAGCGCAAACUCAACGAUGGUCUGGACAGACUGGAAGAGCUCAAAGAGUUUGCCAACUUUGACUUCGAUGUGUGGAGGAAGAAGUACAUGCGCUGGAUGAACCACAAGAAGUCUCGUGUCAUGGACUUCUUCAGACGCAUCGACAAGGACCAAGACGGAAAGAUCACUCGGCAGGAGUUUAUCGACGGCAUCCUGGCAUCAAAGUUUCCCACCAGUAAGCUGGAGAUGACAGCAGUGGCAGACAUCUUUGACAGAGACGGAGACGGUUACAUCGAUUACUAUGAAUUUGUUGCUGCUCUGCACCCCAACAAGGACGCCUACAGACCCACAACUGACGCUGAUAAGAUUGAGGACGAGGUGACUCGCCAGGUGGCUCAGUGUAAAUGUGCCAAGAGGUUUCAAGUGGAGCAGAUAGGCGAGAACAAAUACCGGUUCUUCCUCGGAAACCAGUUCGGCGACUCUCAGCAGCUGCGUCUGGUGAGGAUUCUGCGUAGCACUGUGAUGGUGAGAGUCGGAGGUGGUUGGAUGGCUCUGGACGAGUUCCUGGUUAAAAAUGAUCCAUGCAGAGUGCAACAUCCAGGACUUAAGAUUCUCCGCUCCGAUUCCAGUAGCUCCAUCUCAUCUCGUAUAGCUCGCGGUCGCACCAACCUGGAGUUGAGGGAAAAGUUCAUCCUUCCUGAAGGAGCCUCUCAGGGUCUGGCCGCCUUCCGCUCCCGAGGUCGACGCUCCAAACCGGGCUCCCGCAACGCCUCGCCCACCCGCUCCUCCUCCUCGGCCUCCCACAGCGGCGCCUCGCUACCCUCCGCCCCCUCCGCCCCCGCCACACCGACGGCCUCCGCAUCAUCCAGGUCCACCCAUACUCACUCGCGUGACUAUGCCAAGCCCUGGCUGGCACACAGUAAAACUCCAACGCCAACCAAGUGCCACUGCUGCCCAGAUCUCGGCCACGUCACUCCUGGGCACGAGGGGGCGGCGUCGGGCUCCAAACUAAAGAGGCCGACGUUCCACUCGAGCCGAGGAUCACUAACCGGAGAGAACGGAGGAACUAGCAAACCUUCACGAACUGAUCCAAAGCGAGGGGGAUCCACCGUCAGCGGUCCGACCAGCCGAGCCGGCAGCCGGGCGGGCAGCAGAGCCAGCAGUCGGCGCGGCAGCGAUGCCUCCGACGCAUCAGAGCUGCAAGACGCUCGCUCCGUCUGCUCCGACGCCUCGGACACCCCGCGGCGGCCCGGCAGCGGGGCCAAACCCUCCAAGAUCCCCACCAUCUCCAAAAAGGCCCCCAGCCCAAAGACCACCGGGUCUGCGAAGAAAUAACACCAGCCACAGACGGUGGGCCGCUAUCGACGGCCAUUUUGUGUGUACCAGCUCUUCAUUCUGAGGGAGAAUUUGUGCACUAUGACUGACAUUUUCCAGGGGAAAGGAUGAGGAUGAGUGAAUCUCCCUCUCACUCUUUCCCCAGACUGAAGACAUGCACAGGACGAGCAGAGUUCUGGUCUGGCAGUCCAGGCCAGAGUCCGUGGGGUCCAAACCGACUUUUGCCCUUUAAGAAGCGACCCACAUUUUGCCUUCCAGUCUUCUGCUUCGUCUUCAACAGUUCCCACCAGCGCGGAACCCAAACCCCACCGGACUUGACGUGAUGCUGCCUUACUUUGUGUUACACUCUUCAGACAGAGCGACAGAAAGUCUUUAAACUGCUUUAUACCACACCGACACACAGACACACACACUUUAACAAGAGGCGGGGGAAGGGGUGCGACACACCAACACCACCACCGCAGCUACACAAACAAACAAAAAAGCUCACAUGACAUUCAGGACAAAAGAGAAAGAAUUGUGGGUUAUUAUUUUGGCCUGCGGGCCAGAUGCCUCAGCGAUGAGUUUAAAAAGAAAUAUGCAACGACUGCCAUGUCGCUUCCUCCUGACUGGUCGGCGGGAAAAAGUUAAAAAAAAAACAAAAACGUCACCUCAGCAGAUCUGUGUGUGUGGAGAGCCAGGGAGGCAGGAAACGCUGUCCGACACACACACACCGGCUUAACCUCAGACUCGGAGGAUCGGUGGUGGUGACGGUGGCGGUGGUGGUGCUGCUGCAGCUGAGGGCAAACUCUCACACACUCACACACCGCAGAGCAGACUCCUCCCGACCGCUGGAACGCUCAGAUCGGCCCCGUGUGUGCAUUUCAGCAAAGGGCGGUGUGGUUUUGUCACAUGCCGGCGUAACAAUCCGACACACAGAAAUCACAAACUGGCAAUAGAGAGGACUAUUUUUACGGUGACACACUCAACUAACAGCACAUUACUGACAAUAUACGACAUGCGUAACCUAACCCGAUGUUAAUGACCGUGUUCGCCGAGUUCGACAACCAGCAUGCACUAAUUGUCUCUUCCUCUGCAGUUCCACCUUAAUGUCUACACUGUGUUGCCCUAAGCAACCCAGCAACUCUCUCUCUCUCACACACACACACACACACAAGACGUGGUGUGUAUCAUGUGUGUCUUUGUUACAGGAAACAAUAAAAGGUCAUCAACUUGAGUCACUGUAUGCAAAAAAUGUUUAAUUUGCGAAUGUCAUUUUGUUUUCUCUUCUCGUUGUGUUCUGGUUAAUUUAUAAUCCAGUUGUACUUUUGUUAUCUAGCUUGAAAGAAGAAUCUAUUUAUUUUUCAGUUUCAUGUCAUAUCACACGUCGCGGAGAGUGAUUUUAGUAUUAUGGUUAAAGAAAAUUGUGAUUUUUGUACCAAGGAAAUGUCCGCUCCGCUCUUCGACACCAUGUGUGUGUGUAAAGUGUGUUUCUACUUCAUUGUAACAUUAUUCACUAGGUCGCUGAUUCUAGUGGCAGCCUUGUUUGUUCAUUUUUUUCUCUUUUGCUAAUGACUACAAUUCCCAGACCAUGACCAAAGGGGUUUGCCCUUCAUGUGUAGAGAGAACUACAAAUAUGAAUGACAGGAGACCUGGGCAGAGCGGACCAAUGAGAGCGGGCUUCCUCCCUCAUGUCCCUCCCCCAGCGUCUCUUCUUCUAGGCUUUUUUUCAAAUGUCCUGUCGCUGACGGGGCGAGUUGUCUCUGUGUUUAUCUCCGUGUAAGAGAUGAAGUUUAUGAAAAACUAAGAAAGAAGACAUCUUAAGGUGAUUUUUAUUUAUUUAUUGUCUCUCUGAGGGAGUCUGGACUCGGGGCGCGGGAGACGAGUCCGCCACCUUUUGAUGCUGUGCUACUCUCAGUGUGAUGAUGAGAACAUGGAGGGGCGUUACUAGGAGUCAAUUGUGUAAAAGUAAAACAAAAAACUAAAAUUAUAAACAAUUUUUGUUCUGUUUUUGUAUUAAAAAUAUGCUUGCAGUAAAAA